This is a messenger RNA of Microthlaspi erraticum, 414 nucleotides long. NCBI's taxonomy places the organism in Eukaryota, Viridiplantae, Streptophyta, Magnoliopsida, Brassicales, Brassicaceae. The record is from the annotation of a GenBank genome assembly.
AUGGCAAUGGCUCAAAAGGAUAGGAAUACAAGGAUCGCCCAAAAGGCCUUUGAAAUGGUCGAUAAAGUGUACGGUAAGUCCCACAAAAUAGCCCCUCCAUCAUAUGUUCCAAGAGACGAGUUUGCUUCUCGUUAUAACCAAAGUUCUUACGAAUAUGGUGCUCCAAAAGUUAAUACCAUAAAAGAGGGAACUCGUACUGCUAGUUGCAGCCGAUUCAUUUAUAAGUAUUCAAACGACUCAACCAUACAAGAACCGGUUGUUUCUCGCCCCACAGAACAUGUUCAAUACUUUGGUGGUUCCAGUCCUCUUACCGGCCAUGCAAACCGGUUUGAGAGGCCGAAAGAACGGGCUAUUAGCUGCGACGAGGCGGCCCGACUCUAUGGAGGGGUGCUUAUUAAGGAGUUUCGUAAUUAA